CGCGUGCACUUUAGCCGCUAUUUGCAGCCUUUCAAUCACCGGGUCCCGGCCGGUGGUUACUUGCUUCCGGUGAUCGAGGAACAUUACCGACGGAGGGAGAGAACUAUAUGUAAACAAUACAGAUCUCUCCCGUCCGCUCCUGCACACUGCUUUGUAUGGCUGUGCAUAGCACAGCCAUAGUAAAGCACGCGGACACGGCACAUAGUAAAGCAGCACACAGUUAACCCUUUGAUCACCCUCAUGUUAACCCCCUUCCUGCCCAGUGUCAUUAGUACAGUGUCAGUGCUUUUUUUUUAGCACUGAUUCCUGUAUUGGUCUCACUGGGGAUGUCAGUGACACCAAGUCAGUUCCCCCCAGGGUCAGAAUGCCCGCCACAAUCCCGCAGUCCCGCUAUAGUCACUGA
Staurois parvus is the source of this 403-nucleotide messenger RNA. The record is from the annotation of a GenBank genome assembly. NCBI's taxonomy places the organism in Eukaryota, Metazoa, Chordata, Amphibia, Anura, Ranidae.